Funneliformis geosporum is the source of this 256-nucleotide messenger RNA. The record is from the annotation of a GenBank genome assembly. Lineage: Eukaryota; Fungi; Glomeromycota; Glomeromycetes; Glomerales; Glomeraceae.
AUGGCGCCAAAAAGUACAGGAAAAAAUAUUGAGGCUGAAACUGUAUUGCAAGCAGUAGUUCUUGCAGACAGCUUUAAUGAACGGUUUCAACCUAUAACUUUUGAUAUGCCGCGAUCGCUGGUGUACAAGAAGUAUAUCUAUUUUAUAGAGAGCAUUCAUGAAAAAGUCAAAAAUUAUGUAAAGACGUCAAAAUGGAAUCGAUCAUAUUCUCCAUUUAAAAUAAUUACAAUUGUAACGCCUGAAGCACGUUCUGUUG